GAGAAGGCAGGCUGUGUGGCUCCUUUUGCAUAUGGGAUCCUGGGCAGGCAGGAAUCCAGAGGAGCGGGACCCUUCAUUGUUUCACGGGCGUUGACAGGAGCUGCGGUUUCCAGGGGCUGUCCCCAAAGGGCCCCCCCCUUCCCGCCUCCUUCCUGUUGUUUGCUUGUGGAAACGAAGGGGGAGUGAUAAAAGAAAGGGGGCAGAAGAGGGAAAGCCAGGGCGGCCCUGAGCACAGUUGCAGACAAGAGUCACCUUGUCUUCUGUGAUCAUUAACCGCGCGGGAGAGAGGCAGGCAGGCAGGCAGGCAGCUAGCUUAGCUACCGGGAGCGACCGAGGCUUUCCAGAUCUUGUCAUCCUCAGAAUGGGAGCCGAGUGAGGCAAGGGAGACACGGCUGCAAACACAUUUUCCGGAAGAGAGUCUCAAUUUGCUGCUGCAAGAGUUAGGGAGAUCGGAACCGCUCGGGCUGGAUCCGUGCCUGCAAAGAUGAGAUUCCAACGACUCCUGUUGACCUGGUUUUUGCUCCUGACCGGGACGUUACUGAUCACCGGACAGAGGCCAGCUAACCUGGCCUCAAGACGAAAACUGCACCGACAUCACUGUUCCCACCGGAGAUGCAUGCCUCUUCACUCCAGAGUGCCCUUCCCCUGAGCUUCAACCGCCUGCUGGAAAAAGGAAUGAGGGAGAGUUCGAACCAUGAAACUGGAGAGCAACACUGUUGUGAGCUACACAGGUAUCGCAUUAGCCACCAUCAGAAAACAUUCGAAAAUACAGUAACCUGUUGGAACAAACUUCAGAGGUACUGUGACUCUCUUUAAUCAAGGAGAAAACAACAAAGAACCAAGUGAUUAUGUCUGGGGACUAUGGGGAAAAAAUCAUCUGUGCAAUAUAAGCUAUUCUCUGAACAUCAGUAUGGCCCUCAAAUAACCAGAAAAAGUAGAUAUUUCGAUUUUAGAACUGUUAGUUUCAUUUAAAGAACUAGUAUAAAUGAAGUGUUUAUUAACCAUUCACAUAUUUUAACACAAAGGUAGGAUGUGGGUGGAUGAAGCAGUUAUUUCAUGAUCACUUAAUAUUCAUAUAAAAUGCACAUUGGAAAGCCAGUUACUCAUUCAACUUUCGCAUUAUCUCAAGGACUAGGAUGGUUGUCUAUUGACAUUGCUAGGCCCACACUUCUUCUUUUGUGUGGAAACCCUGUAAAAUAUUAAUUCAUCCUAACUGGGAAGCCUUACAAGCAUCUCUGAACUCUCCUUUGGAGUGUUACUCAUUCCAAAUAAAAGAUAUUGCUGAUGAGACUGCAGGAUCAGAGUCUUAAUAGACCAUCUUCGUUUCCUCCAUGAAAACAGAUUUCUGAUGGUUAUUUGUACUGAUUAUGACACAAUUCAUAGCCAAUCUAGAUCAAAUCUCUUUUUUUUUGUUUCAAAGCAUGUUAGCAACUGUAUAUGUUGUAAAAAAAACCCCUCUGUACCUUCAAAUAGCAUUGUCAUAUUAAAUCUUUGUACAUUUUUUAAUUUUUGUAUUCUGUGCAUGGAAAUGGCUCACAUCCAAAGAGAAGUGUUUUCCUAAUUUGUUUAUAAAUUUCAUAAUAGAUCAAUGUAAACUUUUAUAACCUAUAAAGCUAAAUAAAAUUUACCUUAAAUGACACAUUUUGCUUUAUUUUAAACUGUAAUGUUGAUAGGAUUUAGACAGUUAAUAUUACAAGUGCAGUUGUCCACAUCCAGGAAAAACUGAGGCAACAUUCUCCAUUUAGGGAAGUAUAUGCUGAAAUGAAAAAAAUAUGUUGAUUUAUGUGUGGCAGCUUGCUAUAUUUUGUGCAUAUUCCUCACAGCCGAACUGUGACUAAUCCAAGUCCCACUGAAUUCUGUGUGCCUGUUGAAAGUAUAUGAUGUAGAAAUGAAGUAUAGUAAGGUACCCUCUGUAUUCUUUCUGCUGCUGAGGUUAUGGACAAUUGUUGAAAAAUUCAGCUGGAUGAGGCAGACGUGUAACAUUUACAUAUAUUCUCCACUGUUUACACUUUUCAUUUCCAGGCCAGUGUAAAUUCUGGUUUUUGGUUUUGAAGACUUGAAUGUAAAAUAAAAUAAAAUAAAAUACAUUUCAUUGUCUUCCAUGAUAAUGCAUUCAAAAUCUAGGUAGCUGCAACAAAAUCAACUGCAUUGUGGAAAUUGUUAUGAUGGGCCCAGAAGAAGGAGUUUUAGGGUGAAAUUGAUGAUAUAUGUAUAAACUAAUUAGUACACACUACAAACUGAUAUUGGGAGAAUAGAGGGGUUAAUGAGGCUGGAAUCUUUGACUCCAAAGGGGG
Messenger RNA from Pogona vitticeps (central bearded dragon), 2294 nucleotides. RefSeq names its product apelin receptor early endogenous ligand (gene APELA). NCBI's taxonomy places the organism in Eukaryota, Metazoa, Chordata, Lepidosauria, Squamata, Agamidae. The record is from RefSeq and is a predicted model, not a curated record. Gene Ontology annotation, molecular function: apelin receptor binding. Gene Ontology annotation, biological process: apelin receptor signaling pathway; heart development.